Messenger RNA from Daldinia loculata, 1386 nucleotides. Its product is annotated as isocitrate dehydrogenase subunit 1. NCBI's taxonomy places the organism in Eukaryota, Fungi, Ascomycota, Sordariomycetes, Xylariales, Hypoxylaceae. Gene Ontology annotation, molecular function: NAD binding; magnesium ion binding; isocitrate dehydrogenase (NAD+) activity. The coding region runs from base 90 to 1244 and encodes 384 amino acids. Gene Ontology annotation, biological process: tricarboxylic acid cycle; isocitrate metabolic process. The record is from RefSeq and is a predicted model, not a curated record. Gene Ontology annotation, cellular component: mitochondrion. The transcript has 3 exons.
AGUCUUUGCAUCACUGAUCUCCUUUCCUUGAGCACUUCCGACGCAUCACUCCCUUUUAGUAAGGCCACAUACCACAUUUCUAACCCACGAUGUUGUCGCGAAACUCUGCCAGAGCUGCCCAGCGCCUGGCGCGAACAGCCAACCGUCAACAAUCGCACAUCCAAAAUGCUUCGCGAUCUUUUGCGACGGUCCAAUCCGACAUUUUCAAGCCUACGAAGUAUGGCGGCAAAUACACUGUUACCCUCAUUCCCGGUGACGGUAUUGGUGCCGAGGUAGCUGAGAGUGUCAAGACUGUUUUCAAGGCCGACAACGUGCCCAUUGAUUGGGAGCAAGUCGACGUCUCUGGUGUGGAAAGUGGUUCGCCUGGUAGCCUCGAGGAAAUGUUCCGGGAAUCUGUCGCUUCCCUCAAGAGGAACAAGCUGGCAUUGAAGGGUAUCCUCCACACGCCUAUCAGCAGAUCAGGACACCAGAGUUUCAACGUCGCUCUGCGACAAGAACUCGACAUCUACGCCUCUAUCUCGCUCAUCAAGAACAUCCCUGGCUACAACACCCGUCAUAAGGACGUCGAUCUAUGCAUCAUCCGAGAAAACACCGAGGGUGAAUACAGCGGCUUGGAGCACCAGAGCGUACCGGGCGUCGUCGAGUCCCUCAAGAUCAUCACCCGAGCCAAGUCGGAGCGAAUUGCCAAGUUCGCUUUCUCGUUUGCGCUAGCUAACAACCGCAAGAAGGUUACCUGUAUCCACAAGGCCAACAUCAUGAAGCUGGCUGACGGUCUCUUCCGAAGCACCUUCCAGAAGACUGCUGCCGAAUACCCUACCCUCGAGACUAACGACAUGAUCGUCGACAACGCCAGCAUGCAGUGCGUGUCGCGACCCCAACAAUUCGACGUCAUGGUUAUGCCCAACUUGUACGGUGGCAUCCUGUCCAACAUCGGUGCCGCUCUCGUCGGUGGUCCUGGUAUCGUUCCCGGCUGCAACAUGGGUCGCGAUGUUGCCGUCUUCGAGCCUGGUUGCCGACACGUCGGUCUCGAUAUCAAGGGCAAGGACCAAGCCAACCCUACCGCUCUUCUUCUCUCCGCAUCUAUGCUGCUCCGCCACCUGGGUCUUGACGACCAUGCCAACCGCAUCUCCAAGGCCGUUUAUGGUGUGAUUGCCGAAGGCAAGUACCGCACCCGCGACAUGGGUGGUGAUUCCACCACUCACGAAUUCACCCGUGCCAUCCUAGACAAGAUGGACACCUUGUAAACAACCCAUUCCUAUAACCUUACACCUAAACCCGAAAACUACGGCCUACUUCCUACGUGUUGCUCUGAUAGAUACCUAGAGGAUAGGAGGAACGAUAGCAUGACUACAUGGAGUCACGGAAGGCGACGUUGGAGAGUCCUAU